Messenger RNA from Labrus mixtus (cuckoo wrasse), 2057 nucleotides. RefSeq names its product polycomb group RING finger protein 2-like. The record is from RefSeq and is a predicted model, not a curated record. Lineage: Eukaryota; Metazoa; Chordata; Actinopteri; Labriformes; Labridae. The transcript has 9 exons. Gene Ontology annotation, biological process: negative regulation of transcription by RNA polymerase II. Gene Ontology annotation, molecular function: metal ion binding; promoter-specific chromatin binding. Bases 170 to 1171 code for a protein of 333 amino acids. Gene Ontology annotation, cellular component: PRC1 complex.
CGAGGCGACAAAAUAAUAUCACGUGAUCCAAAAUGGGCAGUCCUCUGACGGUGCUGAAAAAAAAGCCAUUUUCUGGCGCUGCUGCAAAUUCUGUCCAAGUCCAAAUAAUUUACCUGGAUCCUCGCUGGGAGGAGAGGGACUCUUUUAUGUCUUAAACAGAUCUGCCCAGAUGGAUAAAAUGCAGCCCAACCGGAUUAAAAUCACAGAUCUGAAUCCACAUCUCACAUGUCCACUGUGCGCUGGGUACUUAAUUGAUGCCACAACCAUCGUAGAGUGCCUGCACUCAUUUUGUAAAACUUGCAUCGUUGCCUUCCUGGAGACAAAUAAGUUCUGCCCGCGAUGUGACGUCCAGGUUCACAAGACAUGUCCACAGCUCAGUAUCAGAGCGGACAAAACUCUACAAGAUAUCGUAUAUAAGCUUGUUCCAGGGUUAUUCAAAGAUGAAAUGAAACGGAGGCGGGACUUCUACGCAGAGAAUCGUGUGCUGGAACCAGGGGAAGUGGUGGAGACGUUCAAUAUAGCAGAGGAUGAAAUCAUCAGUCUGUCCAUACAGUUCUAUGAGAGGAACAAAAAUAAUGAGAUGCAGCAUGCAGAGUUGGAAGGAGACAAGUCCAAUGGUAAACGCUUCCUGCAGUGCCCGGCAGCCAUGUCCGUCAUGCACUUAGCAAAGUUCCUCCGAAGCAAGAUGGAUAUUCCCAACACUUAUCGGGUGGAGGUGUUGUAUGGAGACGAGCCGUUGAAGGACUACUACACACUAAUGGAUAUUGCCUACUUUUAUGAGUGGAGACGGACCGGACCCAUCCCCUUGCAGUAUCUGGUCAAACCCAACCGAAAGCGCAGGAGGCUGUCUCAGUCUGCCGCCCAGGGCCACUCUGACGGCGUCAACACAAGCCCCACGUCCGAGAGCGACUCCCAGAGCGACAAGGUCCACAGUCCCGCUGCGGCCCAGCCCCCCAGAGCCUCCUCGCAGUCCAGCCCCGCGUCCCACAACCCCUCUUCUGCCAUCCAAAGCUCCAACGGUCCCACCGUGCCCAACAACACUCAGCGACACACGCCGGCCUCCAAACAGGGCGCCAACACUCGGAAGGUGACUGUCAACGGCACGAGCUCCGGGGCCGGCAAAGAGGAGGCGAGGGGAGGAGACAAAAGCGGUUUGCCUCCGACGACCUAACUUGUGUGCGGGGGGGGGCAGCGGGGGGGAGGACAGUGUUUGAAUUGCUCCCUUUUAUUAUUUCUACAGCCCAAACAGACGAGCUCCGGCAUGUCCUCCUUCUGGACACACAGGAGGCGGAUUACUGUCAUCACCUUUCAGCAGGAAAAAGACUGAAAAGUGUAGCCAAAUAGACACUUCUGUAUGUAUGUGCGUGUGUGUGUGUGCGCGUGUGUGUGCGUUUAUGUGUGUUAGACUAGAACAGUGCACACAUACAAACUGUACAGGAUGUAUCAAAUGUGAGCAUGUGUGCAUACAUAUGUAUAAACUUAUCUUUUAUACAAGAUAUUGUAAUCGUUUUGUAUUGUAUAUGCAGUGGGUCUGUUUCAUUUCAUCGCUCCAGCAGCAGCAACAUUAAGCUCGGUCAAAGGAAAGGCGUUGUUGCGGUGUACGUCACUGCAGGAGGUCCAUGUUAAGAAAAAAAGAAGCUCAUCCUUGUCUUUGAACAGUAAUGUUUAUAACUGCUGUAUAAGUGUCCAGUAUAUCCAAGCCCCUCAUCAGGUAACACAGGUACAUUACAUAUGACUAUUGAUGCACUUUGUUAAAGGUCAGAUCACACAAUCCCCAAAACCAGGAAGUAUUUUUCAACAGGAGGCGGAUUUUACAUGUUCAGAUUUCAAAGCACUACCACGCUCACAAAGCGAGACGUUUUGUCAACAGGACGCGUUUCUUUCUCUUGUGGCAGUCGAAGAACUCAAAAAAGGGAUUUGGAUAUUCGGCCAUGUAUGUUGUAGUCCCAUCAAGUUCAACAUUCCUUUUUUUGUUUCUUUCCAACAAACAAUGAUACAUUUUUUUUAUCAGCCAUAUGUGCAUGUUUUAGGUCAAUAAAAUGUUUACUUACUAGGUU